UGUAAAAGAGACGUUUGUGGUAGAUGACGCCACACUCGUCGAUUGUUACCAAAGUAAAAGAAAUCUAUUGCGAUUCGGAGGACAAUAAUUCCUUUUUCCACAGAAAAUUAUAUCGUACGUGUAAAAGUAUUUCAACUAUUCUAGUUACCCAAUUAUGGAUGGAAGCCAACAAUUUAAUCUACGAUGGAAUAAUCACACGAAUAAUAUUCUUCAGGUCUUUUUGGAGCAUCUCUCGACAGAAUCAUUAGUUGACGUAACAUUGUCAUGUCAGGGACAAUUCAUAAAAGCUCAUAGGAUGAUAUUAUCAGCCUGUAGCCCUUAUUUUCAGGAAUUAUUUAAACAUCAUACUACAAAGCAUCCUGUAAUCAUCUUGAAUGGGAUAAAGUAUCAAGAUCUCCAAAUGAUGAUAAGAUUUAUGUAUCACGGAGAAAUUCGCGUUCAGGAAGCACAACUGGAGGAUCUUCUUGCAGCUGCAGAGACACUACAGGUAAAAGGUCUCAGUAAUGUACGAAAUAAAUAUGAAAAGGGAGAGAUUCAAUCAAAUCCCAUUGAUAAAACUUUAACAAGUUGCAACCCCAUGGAAAAAGAAACCACUGGUAAUAUCCUAACAAACAGUACUAUGGGGGUUGCAGAAGAAGCUUUUGCAAAAGUUUGUAAAAGGAAGAAUAUGGCUCAAGAUUCAACUAGAAUUCGGAAUAAACGAAAAAUGUCUCAUACCGUUAACGAAUUGGCUAAGGAAACAGUCUUUGCAAGUAAUGGCACAGUGUGUCUGGAGCCUGAGAGUAAUUCCGGAAUAUGUGGUAUAAAACCUGAAUGGUCUCCAUUGAUUAAGAUCGAACCUCCUAGCACUCAGACAAGCGAUAAAAAUCAAGAGAAGCAAAAUCAGAUUUCAGGCGAGUUAAAACCAAUGCGAUUAAGAGGAAAAUCAAAGAGUGGACAGAAGGCGAUUAUAGUACCAGAAAAAAUGCAAAUGCCACGUAAAAUACCACGACCCCCAAAUGCUUUCAUGUUGUUUGCCAAUGAGUGGAGGCGAAAAUUAGCUUUUGAAUAUCCAAAUGAGAGCAACACGGAAAUUUCUGUUCGCCUGGGAAUAAUGUGGAAGGGACUGAAUAUCCAAGCAAAGGAAUCAUACUAUGCACUAGCUAAAAAAGUUGAUGAAGAGCAUAAGCGAAAAUAUCCUGGAUAUUAUUACAGUCCAAAGGAAGCUAGAUUGAGGAAAAAUCUUAAACAGGAUUUAAUGCUAGCCAGAUGUUUGCCAACAACUGAUGCAGAUGCUCUACGUCUUGUAAAGGUUUUGAUGAACGUAGAUGAGAGACAAACGGGCAUAGUUCGUGUUUCUCCUGGUGAAGAAGAAAUGAAAGAAGAUAUUGACGAUCCUUCAGCAACCGUAACAAAUAUUUCAAUGAAAAAUGAAGACAUAGAAACCAAGUCCGUGACAUCAAUUAUUACUUAGAUCUUUGAAGAACCAGCAAAACUACUGAGGGGAGAGUGAUAUUUCCGUUAUAUUUUUGACAAAAAGACAAGACAAUGAAAGACUGAACUAUGAAAUGAAGAAAUCAGUCUUUUACAGAGCAAAUUAAACAAUAUUUUGUUGCAAAAAUCGCAGAUGAAAGCAAACAAAUUUUCUGUAGAUCGUGAAUAAUGAAAUUCAGCAUUAUGAAAAGGCUGAAAAGUAUAAUGAUGACUAGAGAAAAAAAAUACAGAAUAAAAAUAUAAUCAAUACAUUGUUAAUCAUUAAGUUGUAAGCUGUUGCUUUAUAUUUGUAAGAUAGUAUUAAUUUCUUUGUUUCCUCUUUUGUAUUUAUGCUUCGCCAAUUUUAUCUACCAAUUGCUAUGGUAAUAAAAAAUUAUUAUAAAUCUUUGUGAAA
Molecule: messenger RNA, 1867 nt
Organism: Cephus cinctus (wheat stem sawfly)
Lineage: Eukaryota; Metazoa; Arthropoda; Insecta; Hymenoptera; Cephidae
Product: kelch-like protein 4
Exons: 10
Coding region: 155-1453 (432 amino acids)
Biological process (GO): regulation of transcription by RNA polymerase II
Cellular component (GO): nucleus
Molecular function (GO): protein binding
Source: RefSeq, a predicted model, not a curated record